This is a messenger RNA of Penicillium odoratum, 1815 nucleotides long. RefSeq names its product alkyl/aryl-sulfatase. The record is from RefSeq and is a predicted model, not a curated record. NCBI's taxonomy places the organism in Eukaryota, Fungi, Ascomycota, Eurotiomycetes, Eurotiales, Aspergillaceae. Gene Ontology annotation, biological process: dodecyl sulfate metabolic process. The transcript has a single exon. The coding region runs from base 1 to 1815 and encodes 604 amino acids. Gene Ontology annotation, molecular function: linear primary-alkylsulfatase activity; protein dimerization activity.
AUGGCAAACCAGCAACUAGAACCCUCAUUCGAAGACAUUACGGACUUCGAGGACGCGAAACGAGGGCUGGUUGAUGCUCUCCGCCCAUGUGUUAUUCGCGACGUCGAUGCUCGUGUCGUCUGGAACAAUGACGAAUAUAGUUUUCUGGCCGAGAAAUGCCCUGAGACCGCCAACCCCAAGCUUUGGCGCCAAAGCCAACUGAGCUCGAUCCAGGGAUUGUUUGAGGUGACUCGGGGAGUGUAUCAAGUACGCGGCUUCGAUUUAUCCAACAUGACCAUUGUGGAGGGGCAUGAAGGCGUGGUCAUCAUCGAUCCCCUCACAGCUGUCGAGACCGCGGCUGCUGCACUGGAUCUCUACCGAAAGAAUAGAGGAGAUCGGAAGGUAACGGGAGUCAUCUAUUCUCAUUCCCAUAUCGAUCAUUUCGGCGGUGCUCGGGGCUUAUUCCUCGAUACCCAAAGGCCUGAUGUGCCUAUUAUUGGUCCUGAAGGUUUUAUGGAAGAAGCGACCAGCGAAAAUCUAUACGCCGGUAAUGCCAUGCGCCGACGUGCGGCCUUUAUGUAUGGAACUCUGCUUCCCAAAGGGCCCGAAGGCCAAAUUGGCUGUGGACUAGGGAUGUGCGUCCCAGUCGGUACCAACUCGCUUAUCCCGCCAAAUGUGACUAUCAACCAAACUGGCGAGGAGCGCGUGGUCGAUGGAGUACGGAUGUUGUUCCAAAUGGUGCCCGGAUCAGAGGCGCCGUCGGAGAUGAACUUCUACUUUCCGGACUUGAAGGCGCUCUAUAUUGCUGAAUGCGCUACACACAGCCUGCACAACAUCAUCACGCUUCGCGGGGCUCAGGUUCGCGAUGCAAAAGCCUGGUCACAGUAUCUCGAUGAAUCAUUGUCCUUAUUUGGACGAGACUCGCAGGUUCUCUUUGCUGGCCACCACUGGCCCACCUGGGAGUCCCACAACAUCAUCAAGCUGCUCGCGAACCAGAGAGACCUUUACGCUUAUCUCCAUGACCAGACUGUUCGCAUGAUGAAUCAUGGCCUCACCGGUAUUGAGAUCGCAGAGAAUCUCCGCCUUCCGACUUCAUUGCAGACGUCGUGGUUCGCGCAAGGAUUCUACGGAUCUGUGAGCCACAAUGUGAAGGGUAUCUAUCAGCGAUAUAUGGGCUGGUUUGAUGGAAAUCCCGCUCAUCUUUGGGAGCAUCCGCCGAAGGAGAGCGCCAAAAGAUAUGUGGCUUGCAUGGGCGGAAUCGAUGAAGUUGCCCGAAAAGCCAAAGAAUUCGAAUCAGAUGGAGAUCUUCGAUUUGCAGCAACCCUCCUGAGCCAUGCAGUUUCUCUGGACCCAACCCAUACCAGUGCAAAAGAGGCCUUGGCGUCAGUGUUUCGCAAACUGGGUUAUGUGACAGAAAAUGCCACCUGGCGUAACUUUUACUUGUCUGGCGCCCAUUUUCUGCAGGUUGGUGGAAGGGUACCUCGUAAAGAGAUGGGCAUCCAGUUCUUGCCCACACAAACAAUUGAGCAGUGGUUCACAUUGCUAGCUAUUCACAUUGAUGGCCUCAAAGCAAUUAGUGAAGAGUUUGCAAUCGAGUUCCAUGUCACGGACGAGCAAGAAUUCUGGAGGCUGAACCUGAGCAACGCUGCUUUGACCAGCAGGCACUCCGCUACCCAGGAUGAAUUGUUUGAAGCAUCAGGCUUACAGAUGCAACUUACCAAAUCGCAGCUCCUGGGUGUUCUUAGGGGCGAAGAAGUUCCUGGUACCAUAAAGAGUGGAGAUCUCGAAUUGAUGUCGAAGCUUCUCUCACUAUUGGAGAGCGGUAUGCCAAGGUAA